Baudoinia panamericana UAMH 10762 is the source of this 1290-nucleotide messenger RNA. RefSeq lists its product as uncharacterized. The transcript has 2 exons. The record is from RefSeq and is a predicted model, not a curated record. Gene Ontology annotation, molecular function: (S)-2-hydroxy-acid oxidase activity; (S)-2-hydroxyglutarate dehydrogenase activity. The coding region runs from base 1 to 1290 and encodes 429 amino acids. Gene Ontology annotation, cellular component: mitochondrion. NCBI's taxonomy places the organism in Eukaryota, Fungi, Ascomycota, Dothideomycetes, Mycosphaerellales, Teratosphaeriaceae.
AUGCGACCCCACGUUAGCGCCGUCCGGGCGCUUCGCCACCACCCCAGGAUAUCCCAGUGCCGCUCAUUGUCAUCUACAGCGUCGAGGAGAGCAGAUUUUACACAUGCGAUUAUAGGUGCUGGAGCGGUCGGACUUGCGAUCGCCCGACGCUUACAGCAGGUAGAUGGGGCUCAGGUUCUGCUCAUCGAGAAACAUGGCAUGGUUGGUACAGAGACAAGUAGCCGUAACAGUGAGGUCAUCCACGCAGGACUGUACUACGGUCAUGAUUCUCUCAAGACCAAGCUCUGCCUUCAAGGCAAACAGAUGAUGUACGAAUACUGUGAGCGUACAGGUGUACCUUAUAUGAACUGCGGCAAAUGGAUUGUCGCUCAGAACGACCUCCAGAUGGAGGAACUUCAUAAAGUGCAUGAUUUCGCAAAGUCCAUUGGCGUUCCGAUCCAUUUUGUACCCAAAGAUGAAGCUAAGCGACGUGAGCCUGACGUCCGAGCGGAGGCAGGCGUGCUCGAAUCGCCUAGUACGGGCAUUGUAGAUUCGCAUGGGUUUAUGCGACAGCUGCAUGCCGACUUCGAAGAUUUGGGAGGGAUGACAGCAUUAGCGAGUCCGGUCAGCAAGAUCCAGCCGCCUACACAUGGUCAGCGACAGUGGAAGAUCUGGACUGCACCUCCCCGAGCCAGCGAGCCGCAAGCAUCAUCACCGAGUGCUGCGACGCCCGAGCAGGAAGGUGCAGGUGAUGACGAGGCUUCAAUCACCGCAGAGACAUUGAUCAACUCUGCCGGCUUGUAUGCUUGUGGGAUCAACAAUAUGGUCUUGCCGCGUGAUCGGCAUCGAACGCCUUUCUAUGCCAAGGGAACGUACUUUUCGUACUCGAAAUCCCAUCCCAAGCCGAGAACCCUCGUAUAUCCGGCUCCUGUGCCCGGCCAUGGCGGACUAGGUACGCACUUGACGCUCGACAUGGCAGGCCGUGUCCGUUUUGGCCCAGAUGUGGAAUGGGUGGACUCACCGAACGACCUGGCGCCCACUGGCAAUAGUGCGCGUUUCGCAGCCGCAUUGGAAGACAUCAAGUCUUACUUGCCGGGCAUCGACACCGAGUCGAUCGCAUUGGACUAUGCGGGCAUUCGACCAAAACUCGGUAAGCUUGGUGCUGUUGCAAGCGGAAAAGGCUUCCAAGACUUCUACAUUAAGAUGGAGGAAGGCUACGAUGGGUUUGUGAAUCUAUUGGGUAUUGAAAGUCCUGGCUUAACAAGCAGCUUGGCGAUUGCAGAAGAGGUUCAUGGUUUGCUAUAUAAGUGA